Molecule: messenger RNA, 2157 nt
Organism: Nymphalis io (European peacock)
Lineage: Eukaryota; Metazoa; Arthropoda; Insecta; Lepidoptera; Nymphalidae
Gene: Uxs
Product: UDP-glucuronic acid decarboxylase 1
Exons: 9
Coding region: 163-1518 (451 amino acids)
Biological process (GO): D-xylose metabolic process
Cellular component (GO): cytoplasm
Molecular function (GO): NAD+ binding; UDP-glucuronate decarboxylase activity
Source: RefSeq, a predicted model, not a curated record
UCAUACUGUAGUUGCAUGAGUUUAAUUGUGUGGUUUGUUUAUUUUUCAAAAGUUUGAUAAAAGCUAGUAAUUAAACAUUUCAUAUGUAAUAUUACUUUAAAUUAUAAAAAUAAAUUGAAGAGACGAAAUGUGAACAUAAGAAAUAAAUUUGUACUUUCAGAGAUGAUAAGACAAUCAUUGAAAUUUCGAAAGACCGUAACCAUCAUUUGUGUUUUAUCUUUACUUAUCUUAAUAUUUCUCAUUCUUAGGCAAAAUCAAAUAAAUAGCACAGGAAGUGCCAGACAAAACCAAAGAAUAGAUAAGGAUUUCCAGGACAUAGAGUACCGAGAUUUUAAUCACAUGCCAAAGAAAAAUUACUUCAAUCAAAAUAUUUUAAAAGAGAUGGAAAGUAACAAAGUUGUUGAUAAUUCAAACCUAGAGCUGGCAGAAGCGAAAGCACGAAUAGAAAUAUUAGAGAAAAAAUUAGCUAUUUUAGAAGGAAGAAUACCACAAAAAUAUCCUGAUGUCAAAUAUCUUGGAUAUAAGGAACGAAAGAGAAUAUUGGUCACAGGUGGGGCAGGAUUUGUUGGAUCUCACCUUGUCGACAUUCUUAUGACUCAAGGACAUGAAGUCAUUGUUGUUGACAAUUUUUUCACUGGCCGCAAAAGAAAUGUUGAGCAUUGGUUCGGACACAGAAAUUUUGAGAUGAUUCAUCAUGAUAUUGUGAAUCCAUUAUAUAUUGAGGCAGAUGAAAUAUACCACUUAGCUAGUCCAGCGAGCCCACCACAUUACAUGCAAAACCCUGUAAAAACAAUUAAAACAAAUACUUUGGGAACAAUCAAUAUGCUUGGUUUGGCGAGGAGAGUGGGAGCAAAAAUUUUAAUAGCUAGCACCUCUGAAGUCUAUGGUGACCCAAUGGUUCAUCCACAACCGGAAUCAUACUGGGGCCACGUCAAUCCAAUAGGGCCACGUGCGUGCUAUGACGAAGGCAAGAGAGUGGCAGAAACACUAGCGUACUCAUACGCCAAGCAGGAGAAUGUGUCUGUACGAGUUGCCAGAAUAUUUAAUACUUAUGGACCUCGAAUGCACGUUUCGGAUGGAAGAGUCGUGUCCAAUUUCAUUAUGCAAGCUAUACAAAAUUUAACUAUUACAGUUUAUGGCAAUGGAAAACAAACGCGGUCGUUUUGUUAUGUCUCGGAUCUGGUAGAUGGCCUAUUAGGACUAAUGGCUUCCAGUUAUACCUUACCAGUUAAUAUUGGAAAUCCAGUAGAACAUACUAUAGAAGAAUUUGCUGUAAUAAUAAAGAAUCUAGUCCCCGGGUGUCGUAGUACCGUAGCAACUGGUGCUGCUGUCGAAGAUGACCCUCAGCGCCGACGUCCAGAUAUCACCAUAGCUGAAACACAUCUCAAUUGGUCUCCUAAGAUAUCUCUACAAGAUGGGUUACAGAGAACGAUUGAUUAUUUCAAAGAAGAGUUGACGAGAACAACAUUCUACAACAACCAAACGUACAUGGACGUAAAAGUAAAAAGUCGACAUUAAAAAUGAACUAUAGAAAUCCUCUAUGAAUGUGAUAUUAGCAUUACUGUAGGUUUUUUGAAAAUAGAAUCUGCAAAUCUAUACUAAAAAUCUCUUACAAAUAUAGUUCUGUAUUGAAAGUAUAUUCCAUUUAUUUCUGAAGUUAUAUUUACGAGUGAGAAUCUAAAUUAACGUAGACCUAGCACAUUUAACAAAUUAUAUUAGGUCUGCAUUAACGCACACGUCGCUAUAAUCUAUAGAGCUUUCAAUGUCUAUGGUUCCCACUUUCCAGUUACAAGGAACUGUCACAUUUGUCUGCCAUAGAAGUUGCGUUAUCUGUGUUGGACUUUUUAAAAAUAGAAUAAUGCAUUGGUGAGUAUAUUAAUUAAAUAUUUAGUACUUAGUAUGAAAUUUUCUUUGAUAAUUUCAUAAGAUUAAUAAAUAUAAAAACAGCACACGUUUUUCACUUGGAAUUUAUUCUUCAUGACAUCUUUCAUUACCAUUAAAAUAAUUUAUUUUAAUCUUUUAACUUGAAUAAAUGUUAUUUUGAAAUGUGUUUAUUAAUUAUAUUUGCAUUUUGUUUAUAUUCUUAUUUUUAUUCAAAUUAUUAUGUUUGACAAAUGUUUUUGUGUUCAAAUUUCUAAAUAAAAAAACUUGCUGUUA